UACCUGGUACCGCAACAUAAAUCUCCUUCUAUUUCAAGAAACCUUGUCAUUCGCUCGACCCCACACACCCAUCCACACACCCAAAACAGAAAACAUGCCCUUCGUUCACAUCACCUGGUUGCCCAAAACCUGCCGCAACGCCAAAGUCCGUAAGGAGGUCGCGGCGGCCGUCAUGAAAGCCAUGACGAGCCACCCGGAGGCGGACGUGGCCCCGGAAAACCUGGUGGUUCGGUUCAGCGAAGCGGUGGACGGCUUUCCCCUCCCGAAGGGCCACAGCGAAAACCCGGAACUGAGCGCUCCGCAAACGCCCGCGGGCGAGGCCUUCCUCAAGGACAGAGAGUAGAAACGCAACGGGCGGGCUCGGCGCAAAGCGGGUUCGAUAGGCAUCGAAACCUAAAAUAAGUGCUUCCGGCAAAAUACGUUUGCACUCCACACAGCCAAAGAGUCUUCAGUCAGUACUCGUCUUGCUUUGUAUCAGACACGAGGCAUUUUCAAUAGGGUAAUUACCCAGGGGCACUCUGUACUGAAUGACUGAUGCAACAACUAAUAUUUUAAACCUUUCAUUUCCGCUAUCUCUAACAAGGGCAUCCGCCAUUUCAAUUCCUAAUGCGUUUGGUUCGUCCCUCGCGAAGAGCACCGAAAAAAGUAGUCUUUUGUUCCGAUGAUUUGUGGCACUCAAUCGGAAACACCCCCAAGUGGGAAUUUUCAAGAAGGUGUGAUUUUCAUCCGACGUCCGUCUAAUUAUAAUACAGAGAUGUCGAGAGAACUCAAAAUAUGAGGAAGCUUGUCCAGACAGAGAAAGAAAGAUAAAGAAAAAAUGUGAUCUAUGUGUGGUAGCUUUAAAUUUACUCAAUUUAUACCCAUUCCCUUGGGUUCUUGCAGGCGUCGAUGAAAUCGGCUUCCUUGCUACCUUCUUCGGGGAUGACAUUGUAUUCCCAUCGAGCGGUUUCUGGAAGACUCAUGAGGAUACUCUCAAUUCGCCCACCGGUCUUGAGGCCGAAGACGGUUCCUCGGUCGUAUACCAAGUUGAAUUCGACGUAUCGUCCACGUCGCAUGAGUUGCCAUUCCUUCUCCUGCUGUGUGAAUUCGUCGUUCUUGUGCUUUUCGAUAAUAGGUCCGUAGGCCUUGACAACAGAGUUCAAGCAUUCCUUGGAGAACUCGAAGUGUUGUUCGGGCUCCUUGUUGUUUUGGUCGUCAAAGAAAAUUCCCCCUAAUCCGCGAGUCUCGUUUCUGUGCUGGAUGACAAAGUAACGAUCGGCCCAAUCUUUGAACUCCUUGUAGUAUCCGGGGUCGUGCUUGUCGCAGAUCUCCUUGUAUGUUCCGUGGAAGUGCUUCAUAUCGUCUUCGUUGACAUAACUGGGGGCUAUCAUUGGAUGGGAAUUUCACGGUAAAAACGUGUUGCAGGAUUUGUAUCGUUAGCUAUUUUUUUAAAAGCAAGUUUCAAUUGGCAUUCCUUUCGUUCUUCGUUCAAAAAUUUGUACUUACUGAUAUCGGUACCUCCUCCGAACCACCAAACUCCACCGUCGGUCUCAAAGUAUCGGUAGUUGAAGUGCAUGGUAGGGCAGUGGGGGUUUUUAGGGUGCAUAACACUGCUCAGACCGCAAGCGAAGAACGGGACACGUUCACCGGGUGCCAUGCCCUUGGCACGAUCGACUCCGCGCUCGGUGGCGGCUUGGAGAGCCUCCUGUGGCAUACUUCCGUAGACCACACUAAGGUUGACUCCAGCCUUCUCAAAGACCUUUCCGCCGGACAUAACACGGGACAUACCGCCUCCACCGUUGGCUCGUGUCCAGGCAUCCUCUUGGAAUUUUGCUUCGCCGUCAAUUUCUUCGAUGGCCUUGGUAAUUUCGAUUUGGGCAUCACGGCACAUCUUUUCGAACUUCGAUCUCAUUGGGAAGUUUCCUUCGGGACCAUCUCCCUCUCGGACGAGACUGUCUGGAACUUUUUCCUGCGAUUACGUUGAGGAUGUACACGGUCGAUAUCGAAACAACGGUGAUAAUUUAGGGUGAAUUAUAAUUUCCGUGAGAUUUGAGCAGACAUAAUAAAUAAUGCAUUGAAAUAUAUUUCACAGACUCUCAAUCUUUAAUGUCAACUUACGACAGCAGUGUGCGAAUCCCAACCAAUGUUGACCGGAGGGGCAUCCUUUCCUGCCUUCUUUCCUUCGACCUUCUUGUCCUUGACCUUUUCUUCGGUCUCGGUGGACAUAGGAAGAGCUCCUCCGCGGCUAACAGAGUGUCGCGGCAUGAAGCCAUGCGACAAAGUAGCGGUCGAAACCAACGCCAAGAGUGCAACCCGGUACAACAUUUUCAUAAAUUUAUUGAUUCUUU
This is a messenger RNA of Pseudo-nitzschia multistriata, 2327 nucleotides long. NCBI's taxonomy places the organism in Eukaryota, Bacillariophyta, Bacillariophyceae, Bacillariales, Bacillariaceae. The record is from the annotation of a GenBank genome assembly.